This is a messenger RNA of Candidozyma haemuli, 2628 nucleotides long. RefSeq lists its product as uncharacterized. Gene Ontology annotation, biological process: protein localization to plasma membrane. NCBI's taxonomy places the organism in Eukaryota, Fungi, Ascomycota, Pichiomycetes, Serinales, Metschnikowiaceae. The coding region runs from base 1 to 2628 and encodes 875 amino acids. The transcript has a single exon. The record is from RefSeq and is a predicted model, not a curated record. Gene Ontology annotation, cellular component: plasma membrane.
AUGCGUAUCGUCCCUCAACAUAAGCACCAGAAGCUUAUUCUCCAGUGCUACCCGCCUGGUAAGUUGGCAGACAAGAAGCCCAAUCCAUCUGAGCUCAGUUACCUUCUUUACUAUGCGCUGACCCGAAGAAUCAAGUUGGUCAAGGUGGUGGACUUCCUCGCCGCAAAGACCAAACGUGACGUUAAGGGUAAUAAAUCCGGGAACUUGCAAGUCACCUUGGGUAUUAUUUCAGCAUUAAUCGAGAAAUGUGCCGAUAACUUGAAUGCUUUUGCAACCCAGGUGGUGUCUAUCUUGUCAACAAUCCUCCUGGUGAAGGAAUUGCCCCUUUGUAAACUGCUUGUAUCUACCUACGGUGUGUUGUGUUCUAAGCUCGAUGGUGGUCUUUUCUCUGGUGAUAAGCUGUUUGUUGAAAGCUUCACCAGGUUUACCGAACUGUUUAUCAAGACCGGUGUGACCCAGCUGAGCAGCUCCACUACCAACAAAUCCGAAUGGCGUCUUGUUUCGCUUUCCACUGCUAAGCACGUCUUCAACUGUUUGGGAUUCAACGUUCGCUUGCUGAAGAAGUUUAUUUCCUCCUGCGUUCCAUUGUUAGCCCAGACAGUGCUUGCCAACGCUACCCAGAGUAAUUUAUUGACCCGUUUGAACAGUAACUUGAACGUCGAGGGCGACGAGAAGUUCCACAGUUUGAAUAGGGUUGUCACUGCCAGAACUGCUGCUCAGGCUAAGGAAAUUGAGGAGCAUUUCGAGAGUGACUCCGUGUCGGACCUGGACCUUAACGAGGAGGCCUUGGCCGCCUUGAAGGGUCUUUUCAACACCUCUCUUUCUACUCAAAUCUCAGAGGCUACUAAUGAAGUUGUCGAAUUCAACUUUGCUAACGCUGCUGAAACUGAGGUUGACAAUUGGGGUACCACGUUCUUGGAGAUGUGUGCUUCCUGGAUCCCUGUGCAAUUGCGUUUCAUCGCCUUGCUGACUCUCUUGACCCGUUUGAGUUCAGCUUCCGAGAAAACCGAUGCUAACUCUAAGAACUAUGGAAUGUUGGUUCACACUGCUAAGUCCUUGCUUGGCCUUGUGUCGUCCAACUUCAACAUGAUUGGUCUUUCCAUUUCCGAUGUCAUUCAGCAAUUCCUUACUUUGCAAACCAACUUGCAUCUUCUGUUGGCUGAUUACUUGUCCGUGGACCAGGUCAGGGAGUUGAGCAAGAUCUACACCCAAUGUGUUUGCAACCUUUCCAGUCACAUCUACUACUUCGACCAAGUUCAAGACUCCAUUGAAGGCAUCUUGAUGCAAGUCGAUUCCGUCAUGCUCCAUGCCGAUACCCACAAGACCAGCCGUGUUCACGACUUGGUCAUCGUGCUUCUCGACAACAUCUCUAAGGUGAUGAACUUGUUGAUUCGCAAGUCCAGCUCGAUUACCAGAAACGAGGCAACCUUGGAGAACUGGGAUUUGGGUUUGCAGUUAUUGACCGUCGAAAAGAGCUACGAAGAGUAUGCUCUGGAAGCCUCUGCUGAGCAGAAGGCUGACCUCGAAGCCAAGUUCUUGCAGGUCUUCCACGAGUUUUUGGAAAUUGAGUUCCUCAAGACUGGCGGUAAGUCUUCUCCAAGAAAGGCGUCUCCUAAGAUUGUUUACUCGGAUGCCUCUCAAGCAGAGGGCCCUGAACGUUUCUUGGUGCCUGACUACAAUGAGUACAUCAGCCACUCUCAGAACUUCCUCAGCAACAUCCUUGUUCACACUAAUGAGUACCUCGCAUCACCAAGCAGUCCUUCUGUUUCCAAGUUGCUUUUGAAGACAUUGCAAACAUUGCUUUCUGUCACUGGAAUCAACUUCGUGCAUAACUUCAUUCCUGUCUUCCUGUACUGGCAACUUCUUGAUGGCAAUGGAUCUGCGAUCGAAGUAGAGAAGGACAAGUUUGCUUACCUGUUGUUGAAGUCCCUGGUGGAAGUCCUCAAUGAGAAGUAUGCUGACUUGUUAGAGACCGAUAUCACUACCCUGAGCUUGUGGGAGGCCAUCACUCAUGACAUUUCUGACAGAAGAGCUGCCUUGUCUGGAGCCGCUGGUACCUUCAAAACCAGAGUUACUCAGGAUAAGAUUUACGAGUUCUUCGCCACAACUUCAUUGAAUAACUACAUCAACCCACAAAAGCUGGUGCUGCUUGAUGUUAGCAAGAUUCACUAUGACCAUGAAGCGCGUGCCAAUGCCAAGGCAGCUACUGCUGACAACAAUUCCGACCACUUUCAAGAUGCUCGUGAUAAAACUGCUCAGCCUAAUGGUAAUGGCCAGGGAUACGGCCUUGGUAACGCUAAUGAUAUCUCCUCCAUCCAUUCUGGCCUCGCUAGUGGUCCAGCCAAGUCCAACGGCAACGCCGCCAAUGGUGACGCUCUGAUUACACAGGAUACACUUAACUCGAACAACCUGUUUAACCUACAGCAUACCAACAACUACAGAUACUCUUUGCUUCCGAAGGUAUCUGACCUAAAGAACACUGUCAAUGGCCAAACUCCAGACGACAGAUUCCUGUUCCACCAAAACAGCACCCCUAGAUCCGUGCUUCAAAAGCACACCCCCUCUACCGAUAUGAGAACCAUUCUCAAAUCGCUUUCAAGCGAGGAAGACAAAGACAUUGUCGUGUAA